Limulus polyphemus (Atlantic horseshoe crab) is the source of this 3685-nucleotide messenger RNA. RefSeq names its product piwi-like protein 1 (gene aub). NCBI's taxonomy places the organism in Eukaryota, Metazoa, Arthropoda, Merostomata, Xiphosura, Limulidae. Gene Ontology annotation, cellular component: P granule. Gene Ontology annotation, biological process: regulatory ncRNA-mediated gene silencing. The transcript has 18 exons. The coding region runs from base 127 to 2748 and encodes 873 amino acids. The record is from RefSeq and is a predicted model, not a curated record. Gene Ontology annotation, molecular function: piRNA binding; protein binding.
AGCGCCAUUAUGAAAUUGUAUUACUGAUGGAAGUUGGUUGGAUAAAUUUUUGUUAACGUAUUCACGACACGUUUUUAACCUUGGUGUAUUCUGUAAAGAGUGUUUUAUCGAGCACAGUUGUGAAAAAUGUCUAGUGGUCAGGGUCCAUCAGGUAGGGCUCGAGGUCGAGCUCGUGGCAGAGCCCGUGGACAGCCCACAGAGGCUGCCAGAAGACCUGGAGAAGAAAGAGAAGGACCUCAACAAAGAGCUCCUCCUUCUCAAAUGGUACCUGCUCAAGCUCAACCUGCAACUGUUGUAUCAGGAAGAGCCAGCCACAGAGGUGGUGCAAGAGGUGAACCUCGUCCAGGGGAUCAUCCAGAACCUCCUGUUUCAGAAAUGGCAGCCAUGCAGAUAGGUGCUAGUGAGCAGGCUGGUCGUGGGGCAAGAGGAAGAAGAGAACCAGAAUCCCUAACAACUAGACCUAAACACCUUGCAAAUAAGAAAGGUAAAACGGGGAACCCAUUGACUGUUCUCGCCAACUACUUUAAAGUUGAGACUAUACCAGAUUGGGUGAUAUAUCAGUACCAUGUUGAUUUCUCACCUAACGUAGAAUCUCCACGUAUGAGAAGGGCUCUUCUUUGUAUUCAUAAAGAACAACUUGGAUCUUGUUAUCUGUUUGAUGGCAUGUCGGAUCUGAAAACCCUGUCAAGACUAGCUACUGAGCCAACUGAGCUUUACAGUCAGAGGAAAACUGAUGGGGAAAAUAUUCGCAUCACAUUAAAGAGAACAGCAGAACUGCCCCCUCGUCAUCCAGAAGUGCUGAGAUUAUUUAAUACACAGAACAGAAGGAAUCUACAACAUCUGAAAUUCCAACUUUUGGGCCAACACUAUUUUGAUCCUGAUUCUGUGUCUGCAAUUCCUCAACAUGGGAUAGAGUUGUGGCAAGGAGUAAUCACUGCUAUUCGACAACAUGAAAAUUGUGUAAUGAUGGUUGUAGAUACCACCUAUAAAGUCCUUCGACGUGAUACUGUGUAUGAUCUAAUGUAUGAACUACGCAGAAGCCAUAAUUAUACAGACGAGUGUACUAAGCAAAUUGCUGGAUCUAUUGUCAUGACAAGAUAUAAUAAUAAAACAUAUCGUGUGGAUGAUAUUGCUUGGAAAAAGAACCCAUGUGAUACAUUUGAGACAAAAUCUGGACCACUAACUUACAUGGAUUAUUAUCUUAAGCAUUAUGAGAUUAGAAUAAAGGAUCAAAAACAACCACUUCUCGUAUGUCAGCCAAGUAAACGAGAUCUUCGUGCUGGUAGGACUCAGAAUAUCUAUCUCAUACCUGAACUUUGCUGUUUGACAGGAUUGACAGAAGCUAUGAGGUCAGACUUUAAUGUUAUGCGUGAUCUUGCUGCCUAUACUAGAUUGCCUCCCAGUAAACGUGUUGAAAAUCUGUCAACAUUUAUCCAGAGAGUUAAGAGUAAUCCGGAUGUCAGGAAAGAUAUGAGAGGCUGGGGUAUGGAGUUUUCCAAUGCCCUUGUCGAAAUUCAAGCACGUGUGCUUAAUACCGAGAGAAUUGUACAAGCUGAGCAGUCAAGUACCUAUGACCCAAGGACAGCUGAUUUUUCUAGAGAAAUGAGAGGAAAGCCAAUGGAGUUAUGUAGAGACCUGAGAAUCUGGACAGUUGUUGUAAGCCGAAGAGACUAUCCUAAAUUUGAAGACUUCUUGCAGUCUCUGAAGCGUGUCUGUCCACCAAUGGGAAUGCGUGUGAAUGCUCCAGAAGUGAUAACCAUUGAUGAUGACCGAAUCAAUUCUUUCAUUGGUGCUAUGCGUCAAGGUAUUGGACCAGAAACAGAAAUGAUCCUUAUAGUUGUGCCAAAUAACAGAAAAGAUAGAUAUGAUGCUAUAAAAAAAAUAGCGUGUAUUGACAUGCCAGUUCCAUCACAAGUUGUUGUUGCCAGAACCUUGAGCAAGAAGCAGAUGUUGAUGAGUGUGGCCACUAAGAUUGGUGUGCAGCUCAACUGUAAGAUGGGUGGUGUUCCUUGGAGAUUAGACAUUCCGUUAGCCAGCUUGAUGGUGAUUGGCUAUGAUACUUAUCAUGACUCUUCUCAGAAAGGACGUUCAGCUGGUGGUUUUGUGGCCAGCCUGAACAAAAAUCUCACUCAUUGGUAUUCACGUGUAGCUUUUCACAAUACUCACCAAGAGCUUUCAGAUGCCUUGAAAGUACAUAUUACAGUUGCCCUUAAACGCUUCUGUGAAGUUAAUGGUGCUCUUCCAGACAGAAUCAUUUUCUAUAGAGAUGGUGUAUCUGAUGGACAGAUUCACCAAGUUCAAGAAUGGGAGCUUGAGCAGCUACAUAAAAGUUACAGAGAGUUGGCUUCUGAUUAUACACCAAAAUUUACCUUUAUCAUUGUUACAAAACGAAUAUCUACAAGAUUCUUUUCCAAAGGAGCUAGACAAUUUGAUAACCCGCCACCUGGUACUGUGAUUGAUGAUGAAGUAACACGUCCUGAAAGAUAUGACUUUUACUUGGUCUCCCAAAGUGUUCGUCAAGGUACAGUAACACCUACUCAGUAUAAUGUUAUCUGUGAUACAUCAGGUCUUAGUCCUGACCAUAUGCAGCGAUUAUCAUAUAAGCUUACUCAUCUGUAUUACAACUGGCCAGGUACAAUUAGAGUUCCCGCUCCAUGUCAGUAUGCUCAUAAACUGGCUUUCCUUGCUGGUCAGUCACUUCACAAAGAACCAUCACCUUCAUUGUCCAACUAUUUGUUUUAUUUGUAACCACACAUGAUGUGAUGUGUCCAAGUUUUCAUUGAAAUGAUGCAAAACUUUACAGUCUGCAUCAAACUGAUAUUCCAUGAUUGUGUUCAACAUGUUAAAAAAGUGGUUUUUGACAAUUUUUCUUUAUGAUAUAAGUUGUGUUAAGUCAAAAUAGUAUUUUGACUAAGAACAUUAUUCCACUUUGGAAAUGUCCUAAAAAGUUUGGUUAUAUGGCAUAAAUGUUUCAACUUAAUUAAAGAUUUUUUUUCUUCUUUUUGUCCUCUUAUUAGUUAAAAGAAAAAUGUUUAGUUUUUAAGCGAAGACUGUUCAACUAGCUCUUUAGUAAUUCACUAUAAGCAGGUGGUGGAUCUUAUGGCAUUAUAAAGGUUUUUAAAGUCUUCCCACCCCCUAAUAUAGCAUCUACAUUUAACAUAAGUUGUUUGAUUCAAAAGAGAAAAUGAAUUAAGUUUUCUCUAACAUAAAACAUCAGAAUUAUAGGUAUUAAAAUUUUGAGAUAGGCUUUAGUUUUGAUGUAGGACAUUUUCAGACAAAAGAGGUUUUAUUUGAUAAAUGACAUUACUGUUUAGAAUUAAAAUGGUUUUGGUGUUGUUGCUCAGCCUUUGCAGAAUGUUUUCAUGUAAGAAAGUUCAGAUUUUUUUUUCCCCUUAUGUAAAGUUAUAAACAAAAAAAAGUACUUUGUGUAAAGCACUCAUUACUAGACUCUGGUGUUAACCUAAAAUUGGAAAAAUAUUGUUUUCUAAGAAAUAAAUUGUUAGUUGCUUAAGAACUUUUUUUUUUCUUAUUUACUUGCUUGUAUUUAAAGAAUAUAUUAGGCAUAUUCAAAAUUUCUGAUUCCAUUGGUGUCUUUAUUACAGUUCUAUUUUAUAUGAUAUCCUUUUGUUUUUUGUGGUAAGAUUUUUAAGAUUUAAUUAAUAUUGAAAAUUACUGGAAAUGAGGA